This is a messenger RNA of Xiphophorus maculatus (southern platyfish), 2123 nucleotides long. RefSeq names its product mucolipin 3 (gene mcoln3b). The transcript has 15 exons. Gene Ontology annotation, molecular function: NAADP-sensitive calcium-release channel activity. Gene Ontology annotation, cellular component: plasma membrane; lysosomal membrane. The record is from RefSeq and is a predicted model, not a curated record. The coding region runs from base 303 to 1979 and encodes 558 amino acids. Lineage: Eukaryota; Metazoa; Chordata; Actinopteri; Cyprinodontiformes; Poeciliidae.
GAUCAGUCAUCUGUAAUAUGAACGCAUUCAUGACUCUAACACCAAACCAGAUAUCCCGUAAAGAUGUAUCGUUUUUAUUGACUCGAAGCUUAAUCAAAGUUCGUGUAAACUGCGGUGGGUGCUUCAGAAAUUGAUUGAAGUGGAGAACAUUGCUCAUCCAGAGUAACCAAGGAACCUCUAGACUGAUUCUCUGGAUAAUUCUGUUCCCGCCUGGCUGCUCAGUUUAGGUGGACAGUCAUAGUUUGACAGGCGCUGCAGUUUACUGCCUUUCCUGGGGGGAAAAAAUCUGAAUAAAUUCAGUCAUGGAAGAGUCCAGUGAGACUUAUGAUGUCCAUGAGACGAACCAUCCCAUUUCGUGGGAAGACCACCAGUGUCAGAUCGUGGAGGAGAGAACUGAAUGCCUCCAAAGGAAGAUCAAGUACUACUUCAUGAAUCCGUGUGAGAAAUACCACGCGCGGGGACGGAAACCUUGGAAACUCAUGCUGCAGAUUGUCAAAAUUGCUAUAAUUACCAUGCAGCUGGUCUUAUUCGGCCUGAGCAAUCAGAUGGUCGUUACUUUCAAGGAAGAAAAUCUGCUGACCUUCAAGCACCUUUUCCUCAAAGAUUAUGUUGACAGAGGUAUGGAAACCUACUCCGUUUACAGACAAGCUGAUGUUUAUGAUCACAUCGACUACAUUAUUACUCAGUACGGACUUCUGCACAACAACACUGUUGGGAAUCAUGAAUAUGAGAAAAAUGGCUCUUCAGACAACCCGCUGCUUCUCUGUCAGGACUUCUACAGGAAUGGCAGCAUCUACCCUGGAAGUGAAACCUUUGAAAUCGAUGCUCACGUGGAUACGGAAUGCCUUAAAAUCUACCCAGUCGUUCCUGUGUCGCUACGUGACACGCCUCAAAACUUUGAACUGCAUUUUAAAAGGCUGCUCCUUGUGAAGAUCACAUUCACUGUCAAGGCCAUUAAUCUACAAACUGUGAGAUAUCGAGAGCUGCCCGACUGCUACGUCUUCACUGUUAUUAUUACUUUUAACAAUCAAGCUCACAGUGGCAGAAUGAAAGUCGACCUGGAAAUGGAUGUGGAAAUCAACGAAUGCAAAGACUGGAAAGUCAUUGGAGCCUCUGCAAGAAAGAUUUACCUGACUGUGAUGUUCGACUGCCUCAUCGUCAUAACCUGCAUCACCUCCCUUGUGCUCUGCACACGCUCAGUGAUCAAAGGGAUUCUGCUAAUGUUUGAGUACAGCCGUCAUUGCAGAACACACUCUGGUAGAGACGUGCCGUGGUCAGACAAGCUGGAGUUUGUGAACGGCUGGUACAUCCUGAUCAUCGUCAGCGACACGCUGACUAUCAUAGGCUCCAUCCUCAAGAUAGAGAUCGAGUCUAAGGUCUUUACAAGCUACGAUGUGUGCAGCAUCUUCCUCGGCACAGGCACCAUGUUCGUUUGGAUCGGAGUCAUCCGUUACAUGGGUUAUUUCAAGAAGUAUAAUAUUCUCAUCGUGACGCUCCGAGCAGCUUUUCCAAAUGUUAUCCGUUUCAUCUGUUGUGCUGGAAUAAUAUACAUAAGCUACUGUUUUUGUGGCUGGAUCGUGAUUGGCCCGUAUCACGAAAAGUUCCGGACCUUAAACACCGUGUCAGAGUGUUUGUUCUCAUUGAUCAACGGAGACGACAUGUUCCCCACAUUCAAAGAGAUGACGCAGAAGAGCAGCCUGGUGUGGAUUUUCAGCAGAGUCUACCUCUAUACCUUCGUGUCGCUCUUCAUCUACAUGAUCCUCAGUCUUUUCAUCACAAUCAUCACUGACACAUACGACACAGUCAAGCAGCAGCAGGAGAACGGAGUCCCAAUAUCAGAGCUGCAGAAAUUUCUCUCUGUGUGUAAAGAUCUGCCAAAUUCUGGAGUUUAUAGACUUGAAACGAACAAGAGCUGCAUCAUUAGCUGCUGCAUCAACAGAUGCAACACUCACCAAGAGAGUCUGACAUCAGAGGCAUAGCAGUUUCUGAGUAUUUUAUACUUUAGGGAUUCCUGGAAUCAAAUUAAAUAAACUUAUAAAAAAAACCUGCUACAAGAACAAACUGGAGAAAGAUGAACUCAAAAUGAUACACAAACCUGAAAACAUCUUGUAAAUAGAAAACAU